AUGUGCCAAGCCGACGAAGCCAGCAUCACACGGGUGAUGAGCGAUGAGCAAUUGAACAGUCUUCUUCUGCGAGACUUUGAGAAACCUAUAGUCUGGCGAAACUUUGCUGAACGGUAUCCUCUUCAUGGCAUCCCCAGUUCGAUCUCAGACUUCCUCAGGGAGCUUGGACAGUUGGGUAUUGAAAAGCUAGAAGCUCAUAACUAUGCAGAGGAGGAUACGAACGACGAACUAUAUCUGGACGAGAUUGUCCGACAUUUUGCAGCGCCGCCAGAAACUCGCCCGCCGCUAAACUUCCUGGAUAUUCGCAACCUGAUCCUCUCCCGUGUCCCGGUCCAUGUGAACCAGGUGGAUCUGCUGCGCUUAGCACAGCGACGGAAGGCAGGAUCUGCCGGGAAGAGCCGCCCGUUGAAGGUCCUGCGGGACUAUGCCGACCAUGAAUUCUUUCUCCUAUCCAGCAGACACUCGAUAUCACCUCUCCACGUGGAUACGGCGGGGCAGUUAACAUAUAUUGUUGGCAUCUCCGGCUGCAAGACCUGGUAUCUACCCCGCAGGUUCACCGCCGCAAAAAUCAUGCCGCCUGGAUGUCCACAUGCUGUCUUCACGCCUGAAAAUGCACUCACCUUCGGCGGAAACUUUUAUACCCUACCCCAUCUCGGGUCCAGCCUCCGGGUACUGGGUUUACAGGCCCAGUUCAACUUCGUUUUCAGCAAUGAAUCGAUAACCGAGCAGGAUUAUGAAAACUUCCUUGUCAUGCUAGAGGUAUACAAAGAUGAAAUGGACCUUCAGCAAAUGGGAAGCGUUGCUUCAAGUGGUAUAACUUGGGGGAUUACCAAUCAGCAUAAAAAUCGGAAGGAUGUGUCCAAGAUUUGUGCGCGUGGACAGGGUUUUGGGAAGCUACAAGCGAAGUUACGACUAUUGAUCUGGGAGAUACACAUGAAAGGAGAGGCAAAGCUUUCCUAG
This is a messenger RNA of Aspergillus oryzae RIB40, 960 nucleotides long. RefSeq lists its product as uncharacterized. The transcript has 2 exons. The record is from RefSeq and is a predicted model, not a curated record. Bases 1 to 960 code for a protein of 319 amino acids. Lineage: Eukaryota; Fungi; Ascomycota; Eurotiomycetes; Eurotiales; Aspergillaceae.